Molecule: messenger RNA, 3099 nt
Organism: Malassezia pachydermatis
Lineage: Eukaryota; Fungi; Basidiomycota; Malasseziomycetes; Malasseziales; Malasseziaceae
Product: inositol polyphosphate phosphatase
Exons: 2
Coding region: 1-3099 (1032 amino acids)
Biological process (GO): phosphatidylinositol dephosphorylation
Cellular component (GO): membrane; cytoplasm
Molecular function (GO): phosphatidylinositol-3,5-bisphosphate 5-phosphatase activity; phosphatidylinositol-4,5-bisphosphate 5-phosphatase activity
Source: RefSeq, a predicted model, not a curated record
AUGCAUGUGUGGCUAGCAGAGGCAUCGCCGCAGCGGCAGACGGUGCUGGUGACGAGGUAUGAGCCUAGUCAACCUGAUCCCUCUGUAUCUACGCUUGUCCUAGCCUUCACAACGGCGGAAGGACGAUGCACGCUGCGCCUGACCGAGGCUGACGAGUAUGACUGGGCCAGUCUGCGUCGUCUAUCGAUGCCGUAUGCGCCUCUCCUUGGCUUAUUGGGGCUGCUGAGCAUCGGCUCAGACACUUUCUUGGUCGGCAUUUCCGCCACGGAGCGUAUAGGAUGCAUUCAGUCCGACGAGAUGAUUCAUCGCGUGCGCAACGUAUCGUUUUACUGCCUGAACCGACGAUUGGCCAACGAUAUGGCGCUAGCUCAGGGCGCUGUGGAUCCGCAGGAGUAUGGCCGCACGUCACUGGCAGGCAGCGGCAGCAGCAGCAGUGCGAGCGGUGGCACGGAUGACCCCUGUGCGGCGAUUCGCAAGUAUAUGUCCAGUGGAUCGUUUUACUACGCGGAAGGCGCAUACGAUCUCACGCAACGAGUGCAAAGCUCACAUGAACCACAUCGGAUGUUUCAGGACCAGUUUUUGUGGAAUUCAUACAUGAUGAUGCCCAUCGAGACGUUUCGUGAGCGACUGGAUGCCACACGGCAGCGCCUAUGGGGCGAGGCGCGCUUUUUCGUGUACGUGAUCCACGGGUACGUGGGCGUACGAACGAUCCCCUGCUCGUUUCCAUGCCGCUUAGCGGUGAUCAGCCGCCUAAGUAUGCGCAAAGCCGGUACACGUUUUAAUGCGCGUGGAAUAGAUGACGAUGGCAACGCCGCCAAUCUGGCCGAAACGGAGACAGUUCUCAUCUUGGACGACUAUGAGUAUGCGUAUACACAACUCCGUGGCUCUGUGCCAGUGUUUUGGGAGCAGCAAGGAUUGCAAGCGCUUAAUGCGCGCAUCCAAAUCACACGCAUUGGUGCUGCCAGUGCGCCGAGUUUCCGGCGGCAUAUGGAGCAGUUGAUCGACGAGUACGGUCCAUUGUUCCUGUUGGACUUGCUAGGCACGCGCGAGGCGGAGACGUUGCUCGGUCAGACGUACGUCCAGCAUAUUCAAGCGGUCGUACCGGAGCUGCCGCUGCGGUACUACAACUUUGAUUUCCAUGCGGUGACCAAGGCGAUGGGCGGCUUGGAAGGUGUGCAGCAAGAGUUUGAGCGCCUGAACAAUGUACAGACGCAACGACAGCAGGAUCGGUAUACUUUUGUGCAGGGCGAUACGGUCCUGGAGAAGCAGCGAGGUGUGUUCCGUGUCAACUGCUUUGACUGCUUGGACCGGACGAAUGUCGUACAAGGCAUGCUGUCGCAUGCGCAGCUCCGUGAUUUUUUCCGGCACAUCGAGCGUCGGGAGGAAGCAGUCUCGCAGCGACUGGCCCAGGACGCGAGCCUUGCGUCGAAAGUGUGGCCUGUGCAUCGCGAAUUGUGGGCGCAGAAUGGCGACGCAUUGUCGUACAUUAGCACGGGUACAGGCUCCCUCAAUUCAGGGUUCGUGCGCUCUGGGACCAAGAAAGGGCUGGCAGGUAUCCUUAGUGAUGCGGCGAAGAGUGCGAGUCGGAUGUACGUGAACAAUUUCCAGGACGCGUCGAAGCAGGAAGCCAUCGAUACGCUGCUAGGCCGGCGUGCUGGCCAGCGGCAUGUGGAGUUGUACGAUCCGCUGUACGCCAAGGUGUCGCAGACCAUGGCGCAGCGUUGGGACGAGUACGCGCAAGUGCGUACGCUGCGUUUGCAUGUCGGCACGCUGAAUGCGUGUGCAGUGGCGCCGGGCCUCACGUCGCUCACGCCCUGGCUGCGGCCGGACGGUGAGGAGGCGGAGAUCGUGGCCGUGUCGCUCCAGGAGAUUGUGCCGCUCACCGCGCAGUCGAUACUCGUGUCGGGCACCGAUGCGAUGCAGGCCUGGGAAGGAGCGGUGUUGCGUGAGCUCAACCGAGGCACGUCGACGUACGUCCCGCUCCGUCAUUCGCUGCUGUUCGGUACAGCGUUGAUGGUGUUUGUGAAAGAGGCGCUGCUGCCACAUAUGAAGAGCGUGGAUGGCGCCUCAAAAAAAACCGGCCUGCGUGGCAUGGCAGGCAACAAGGGCGCUGUGGGUGUCCGAUUCGAUGUGUACGACACGAGUGUGUGCAUUGUCGCAGCGCAUUUGGCGGCAGGUGCGGGCAAUGUAGAAGACCGGAACAGCGAUGCGAUGGCGAUUGAGCAGGGCCUUGUGUUUGCUCGUGGGCGUGCGAUGGACGAUCAUGAUCACAUUGUAUGGGCGGGCGACUUGAACUACCGCAUCGGUGUGCUGACGUCCGAGGAGAUUCGCUCGCUGUGUGCCGCGCACAAGUACGAGUCGCUGUGGGAGCAUGACCAGCUGCGGUGUAUGCAGGAGAAGAACGUGGUAUUCCAGCAGUACGAGGAGGCACCGAUUGCGUUCGCGCCGACGUACAAGUACGACAUCGGGACAGAUCUCUACGAUACCUCGGACAAGAUGCGCGCGCCGGCGUGGACGGAUCGUAUCUUGUUCCGUACCACGCACAACGCUCUGCAUAUGGCGAUGCGUGGCUACAUGGCUGCGCCGGUUCGGUUGAGUGAUCACCGGCCCGUGUAUGCCAUGUUCGAUGUCGAGGUAUGCACGAUCGAUACAGCGAAGCGCGAUGCGAUAUUUAGCGAGACGCUCGGUACGGUCAAGGCAUCGUCGGCCUUGCCCGAGUCGCUCUACCCGCCUCCGUCCUCAGAGACGCAGCAGUGGUGGUACACGGACGUUGCGGAGCCGACCGAGGGCCAGCCGCCCUGGUGCGGCAAUCCGUUUGUGGAGGAGGAGGCAGGGACGACAACGACAACGACGACAACGACAACGACAACGACCCAGACGCCGCUCACUACGGCGACGAGUCUGGCGAAAAAGGCGCCCCCGCCUACACCCCCUCGACGCAGCGGUCCAGGGACGGCGCCCCCACCGCAGGCGGACACAGCAGCGGACGCAGCAGCGGCGGCCGACGACGCGGCCCUCGCCCCGCCGAUCCCUGCACGGCCUGGUCCGAGCGAGGCCCCCGCACGCGUGCCACGUGCGCCGAUGCAGGGAUCGGGCUAA